This is a messenger RNA of Chanos chanos (milkfish), 2527 nucleotides long. RefSeq names its product adenylate kinase 4 (gene ak4). The transcript has 6 exons. Gene Ontology annotation, molecular function: ATP binding; AMP kinase activity. The record is from RefSeq and is a predicted model, not a curated record. Gene Ontology annotation, biological process: nucleobase-containing compound metabolic process. Gene Ontology annotation, cellular component: mitochondrion. The coding region runs from base 139 to 816 and encodes 225 amino acids. Lineage: Eukaryota; Metazoa; Chordata; Actinopteri; Gonorynchiformes; Chanidae.
AAAAAGAAACAGUAGAACGACUGUUGCGUGGGUGGAGAGUAGCCAAAUCUGUAAAUUGUUCUUUUUUUCUGUGCAACAAUACCAACUGUUUUACUGUAAAAUCGAAGAUAAAGUUGGGCAGGGAACGUCGCAGAAAAAAUGUCUAAAUUAUUCCGAGCCGUCAUCAUGGGUCCGCCAGGCUCGGGCAAAGGAACCAUUUCGGAAAGAAUAGCGCAGAGUUUUGGUCUGACACAUCUGUCCAGCGGCGACUUUCUGCGGGAGAACAUUGCUGCGAAUACUGAAGCCGGGGUUUUGGCAAAGACUUACAUUGAGAAAGGUCUCCUGGUGCCAGACCAUGUGAUGACCCGUCUGGUGCUGCCCAGACUGGGGGAGAUGACCAGAUACAGCUGGGUGCUGGAUGGAUUUCCACGGACUCUCAUCCAGGCUAAAGCCCUAAACAGUUCUUGUGAUCUAGACAUGGUUAUCAGUUUGAACAUCCCGUUGGAGACACUUAAAGAAAGGCUGAGUCACCGCUGGAUCCACCCAGCCAGUGGCAGAGUCUACAACAUGGUCUUCAACCCUCCUCGCAUACAGGGUGUGGAUGAUGUCACAGGAGAGCCCCUGGUUCAGCAGGACGAUGACAGACCAGAGGCUCUGGUGACAAGGCUGAGACACUAUAAAGAUGUGGCCAAACCUGUCAUAGACUUAUACAAGUCUAUGGGAAUCUUACACACAUUUUCAGACACAGAGACAGACCAGAUCUGGCCGUACAUCAGCUCUCUCAUCAGCAAUAAAAUCCCAACUGUCCGACCAGACCCACGGUGCACCUCACCCUAAUGAUGGAACUCUGUCUGGAUACGACGGAACAGAAACAUCCAAAGGACAAAGCUCAAACAGCUCGCUUGAUUUCUGGAGAUUAUCAUUCCCUGUUACACCACCUUGAAUGUAAAUGCUAUAAUUUAUAAAGGGAAAUAGUGAACCAUUGGAAUGUGAGCAAAAGCUGAAAUGCUUUAUUCAGGUCUAGAGACUCAGAAUUAAUGCCAAAGCAAAAGUUGUUUAACCAGGCAAAAAAUGAUGGUGGGAAACUCAAUUACAUUAUUACCUGCAGUUCAUAAAGGUCUUUGUUUUAUGGGUGUUACACACUAAACCAUAUGAUUUUAAACACUUUCCUUCUCGGAGAAUGACUGCCUUGGAUGCCGGUCUCAUAGCACAGGUAUAGUCCUGCUCUAGUGUAAUAUUAUAAUGAUGUUAUAGCAGUGAAGUAUGUUACAAGCGAUGACAAUUUGAUCUCAGAAACAAAACAAAACAUAACAAGAAGAAAACAGCGUUAAAUAUUGAUAUUUGGGAAAACAUUAAAAUUCAAGAUAUAACAUGUUCCUUUCAGAAGUGUCUAAAAUACCACUCAGAUGAUUUCUCUCCCUAAGCCGCACCCAAAUCCUGACCUCGACCAGUAGCACAUACCAGCAGUCUCUCUUUUUUUUGUUGUUGAUAGAAUCUUGUUCGUUGCAUGUUUCAGUAAACGACACUGUGAGAUGUUGUUGAAAAAGAGAAUGAGACGCGGUGAAAGAAGAAACAGUGAUCUCUUGUUAGAAGAGGACAUAACUGCAAACAUUUUAAGUAUUCACAUUUUACCAAAGAUACAUGUUAAACAUUUAAUUUUUCUACACUUUAAUGUUUAAUGUCUGUUGACACCAGAAGUCCAUAUUUACUGUUUGUCUCUUAAAAGCCGUUUUGUUUUAUUUGUUCAUAGCUUAUUUUCGUUUGUUUAUUUGUGUUAGGGAGUUUCGGCAUGCUAAGUUUAUUUUCUCUGACUGAUGCAGACUCAGUUGAAUCAGUGAGGCAAAUGUCUGACCUGCACAGAACCACAAGUGAGUUCUCAAUACAAGAGAAAUCUGAGUCAUGAAAUAUUUGCUAAUUUUGUUGAACUUUGAAAUGGAUUUAUGACACAUUUGCUUCUGAGAUUGUUUGUCUGGGGAAGAUUUUUUGUGUGUGUCUGUGUGAAUGUCAUAAUGAUGAUGAUGAUGAUGAUGAUGCCUAUAUUUUCCUCUUUUCUUCUGUACUGUGAGAACAAGCACAUUUCACACAAUAUUUGUUAUAUGGCUUUAAGAGGGUUUUUUCCUGUAAAUCUGUAAACAGAUUAAUUUACACAGAAAAUCUAGCGUCUCUGUCAAGAUUCCUUCAACACAUCUGGAUAGCAGCAGCCAGCAAAAUCACAAAACCUGUCUCACUCGAGCUUUUCCCAACAUUUCCAAACUAAGGAGAUGAAAGCAUUCCCACUUUAUCCAGAUCAUUCCAAGCUCCAUACUGAAAGUGGAAAAAGGGCGAAAAGAUCCCUCAGAACAUGUACAGAGGAACAGAAAUCAUUGCAGAAAGGAUAUAGCUCACCCAAUAUUUUGUAACAGGAUGUGAAAAUUCAACCCUCUCUGCAGUUUGCUGGAACAGUGCCAAAGCUGUCUGUAGCCAAUGAGAGAGAGAGAAAAACCUUUUUAUGUCUCGACGUCCUUUUGUUGUGCAACAGUGCAGUGUGGUUUAACAGCUGCCGACGCUA